This is a messenger RNA of Cladophialophora psammophila CBS 110553, 1260 nucleotides long. RefSeq lists its product as uncharacterized. Lineage: Eukaryota; Fungi; Ascomycota; Eurotiomycetes; Chaetothyriales; Herpotrichiellaceae. The transcript has a single exon. Bases 1 to 1260 code for a protein of 419 amino acids. The record is from RefSeq and is a predicted model, not a curated record. Gene Ontology annotation, molecular function: protein binding.
AUGGACCAGCUUGCUUCUGAACUAGUGGGCCAUAUUUGUCUGUUUCUAGACAGACCAUCCCUUUGCUCCUUCCGCCUUACUUGCAAGACAUUCGGCGCCAUAGCCGAGGAACAUCUCUUCCACAACUUCGAGUUUCGCCUCCAUCCAAACCAUCACAGACUCUAUCAGCUGGAGCAACUGGCGGCAAGGCCCUCGAUAGCAUCUCGGCUGCGCUGUGUCUCCUUCGAGUCAGGGAUCCAGCUGGAAUAUGCCGACUAUAGAUAUUGGCAGACUGAGGUCUAUCACGACAAGCAGAAUGCCUGGAAGCGAAGCCUUGCUGGAGCCUCUAGGGAAGAGUACACACAGUUCCACGAACAUCUCCAAGCCAGGUUCACAACGGACCUACCUCGUCGCUAUGAUUUGUACCGUUGGCAUCUUGAUCAGCAGGCGGCGUCUAUGGCUGAAUCACGCAUGAGGAACGUCCUGAUGCGUACAAUGAGCGCUCUCAAGGAGUCAAGCCUCAGUCUGCGCUUCAAGCUGAUCAUGGCCGAGCCUCAGAUCCGGCUCGAAGAGCUUGAGGCCUUCGAUCCUGAGGAGUACGCCAACGAAAGACCCUAUGACCCUGAUCCACGUCGUAGAGUUGCAAAUCGUCGACAACAUUGCCUCGAUCAUUUUAUCAAUUUCCUCCAUGCGGCGAAGCUUUCGGGCUGUGAAGUGGCCGAUCUCACAGCUAUCGACAUCCCCCAUCAGCUUCUCACCGUUGACGCCAUUCACGGCUCCCAAGUGUUGGAAGAGACUUUUCAGUGCCUAAAGAAACUCCAAAUGAAAAUCAGCUCGUUUCCUCACAGUGACUGGCUUUCUCGCAGUGGGACUGGUGAGAUCUACUUCGGCGGGAGAAACCUGGCCGCAAGAAGGCUCAGGAUGUUGUUGAAUCAGCCCUCCGAGCUCGAGCACUUGAGCCUGGAAUUUCCAGCAGGUCUCGAGGCUGAGUACUCGUUCGAUCUCUUUGACAGGACGAACAUCGAUCGCUUUCCGCGUUUGUGGUUACCCCACCUCAAGUCUCUUACCCUCUCUCAUUUCCGAUGUACUUGGGUAGAUUUGGAGGCUUUCCUGAAUGAGGGCAAGAACAUCAACUCGUUGGUGAUGAAGAAUUGUCGGCUGGAGACCGGCUCAUUGAUAGAUUUGCUUUACCAUCUUCGCAGGAAACGUUUCCCAGAGGUUCUUUUGCUCGGGACCUGGUAUGUGGAUGUAAGUUGCCUCGAGAUCCUAGCGCAGUUUUGA